AUGCCUUACUUAAAUUCGCAAGUCCCUUACUUCCUCGAGUGGUUUAUGGCAGUAUUCGCCCUCAGGAGGACAGAUUUUCAGUCUGCUACUGUGAAGGAUGAAUGCUUUACUAAUUUUAAAGAUAAAGCAACACAAGUAUGCUCUGAAGCAACUAAUAAAUUAGUUCAAGUGUGUUUAAAAGCAACAAUUAGGAGCAAAGCUAUACAAACCACUAGUCAAAUUAAGUAUAAAAAUACUUCUCCUUUAAAGACCAAUACCACAUCUAUUGCAACAUCACCUUUUAAAGUUACAAUGUCUGGAGUUCCAUCAGCAAGAUUUAUGAAUACUAAAAUUAAGAGGAAAUUAUUAUUCACUAGUGAGAAGCUAGAAAUGUCAUCUUCCAAUAGUUCAACACCCGUAAAACAUUCACUGUCAAAAACUGAGACUUCACCGUCUGUUCAGUCCUUGGUUAUAAUGACAUCAAGUAGCAGUGAUCAAGAGACUCAGUCUGAAUUAGCCCAAAUAAAAAAGAAAAUUGAAGCAGAAAAUCUAUGCAAAAUUUCAAUUGAAAAUACUGUAAGAUUAAUUAAGAAUAAUCCAAGAUAUUAUAUUGGUACUUCAAACCGUAACCCAUGUGCAAAGCAAAGUUGU
Molecule: messenger RNA, 630 nt
Organism: Brenthis ino (lesser marbled fritillary)
Lineage: Eukaryota; Metazoa; Arthropoda; Insecta; Lepidoptera; Nymphalidae
Source: the annotation of a GenBank genome assembly